Molecule: messenger RNA, 3345 nt
Organism: Elgaria multicarinata webbii
Lineage: Eukaryota; Metazoa; Chordata; Lepidosauria; Squamata; Anguidae
Gene: GID8
Product: GID complex subunit 8 homolog
Exons: 5
Coding region: 100-786 (228 amino acids)
Biological process (GO): proteasome-mediated ubiquitin-dependent protein catabolic process; positive regulation of canonical Wnt signaling pathway
Cellular component (GO): cytoplasm; nucleus
Molecular function (GO): protein binding
Source: RefSeq, a predicted model, not a curated record
GCGCGCGCGAGAGAGACAGCGGCAGAAGGAGGGGGGCGGAGCGGGCCUUGGCGUCGAGGUGCCGGUGGUGGCGACGGCGACCCGGUCGUGAGGACAAGAAUGAGUUAUGCGGAAAAACCCGAUGAAAUCACAAAAGACGAGUGGAUGGAAAAACUCAAUAAUUUGCACAUCCAGAGAGCUGAUAUGAACCGCCUGAUCAUGAAUUAUCUUGUUACAGAAGGUUUUAAAGAAGCAGCAGAGAAGUUUCGGAUGGAAUCUGGAAUAGAGCCAAGUGUUGAUUUAGAGACCCUGGAUGAAAGAAUAAAAAUUCGGGAGAUGAUCCUCAAAGGACAGAUUCAGGAAGCCAUUGCACUGAUCAACAGCCUUCAUCCAGAAUUGUUAGACACAAACCGGUAUCUUUACUUCCAUUUACAGCAACAGCAUUUAAUUGAAUUAAUUCGGCAGCGUGAGACAGAAGCUGCACUGGAAUUUGCUCAGACGCAGUUAGCAGAACAAGGAGAAGAAAGCCGGGAAUGUUUGACGGAGAUGGAGCGCACUCUUGCCCUCCUUGCUUUCGACAACCCAGAGGAAUCGCCUUUUGGAGACUUGCUCAACAUGAUGCAGAGACAGAAAGUGUGGAGUGAAGUUAACCAAGCUGUUCUAGACUAUGAAAAUCGUGAGUCGACACCCAAGCUGGCUAAAUUACUGAAAUUACUACUGUGGGCUCAGAACGAGCUGGACCAGAAGAAAGUAAAAUAUCCCAAAAUGACAGACCUCAGCAAGGGGACAAUUGAGGAACCCAAGUAAAAUGUGCAGGUGGACACUAAACCUCAGAACUGCACAGUUAUAUACAUUUUAAUCAGUCUGUGACUGAAAUAUUUUUACUACAGUUCAGGACUUUGCAAUUUGGUUGUGUGUAUUUUUUCUUUUCUUGGCAAGCAUACUUAAAGGGAGAUGGGUCCCUUUUUAAGUGCAGCAAAUUGGCAUUGAAAAGCUUUGUAUCACUUUGACCAUCUGACUUAGGCUAUGCACUGUCAUACAUUUUUAGCAAAACAAAACAAGUCUCUCUUUUUUUUAACUACUGUGCUGAAGGUUUAUAAUGUCUGGCUACUGAAACACAUUUUGGUGGCCAGUGAAUUGAUGUUGAAGCUCUUUGCAACUCUCCAGUUAAACCUAACCUGUCUCUCACUUGAACAUUGACUAUUUUCUGUGUUAAUUUAUAGCCAAACAUGCAUUCCCUAUUUAUAAACUAGCAAUUGGUUGAAGUGAUCAUUUUGUAAACCUCAUGGCAGUGUUGUUUUUCUGCAUAGAAUAUAGCAUAGAAAGCUUGUAAGCUGUAAUUGAAGAUAAUUCCCCUUGCUUUUCACACCUUGGUGACUUAUUUAUAUGGGGCUGAAUGUUAUAUUCAUGAUGGGCCUAGUUCUUUCAGAAGUAUUGCUGGAAAUAAAGACAUUUUCUUUUGUAAUUUUCAAGAACGACCAAAAUAGCCUCUGAAACACGACAUUAGAUCACUUUGUAGGUAGGUUUUCUUUGACUGAGGUUCUAUUUUUGUUUCAUUUUUCAAUACUAGUUGCAGUAAUUGCACUGGCUUGGGGGACAGCUACAGCCUCAAAGCCAACAGUGUGUAUGUGGGAGGUAUAAAAGAUACAAAAAGUGCUGUUGUGUUGCUAGGGUCAUCUCAAGUUAGAAGAAAUAUCUGUCAAUGCAAAUCCACUGAAAUGGCAUGAACGUUAUUGGACUAUAACUUAUUUUGAUGGAGUUAUUUCAACAGGUGGGUUUUUUUUGCCUUGGAUAAGUAGGACUUUGAUUUACAAAUCACCUUCCUUCUUGAAUUCCCAUCUUUAUCAUGGGGUAAUUACCACAAGCAUGCUAGGGUUUAUUUCUACCCCAGUUAAAGGCCCUGUACUUCCAUGAGGUCCUUCAGUUGCGGCAUUGUAAUCUCCUUUUAGGGUUUGGGACUUUGCAUAGCAUGCAUGACUGUCUUAAAAGCAGUGUUAACUUGUUCGGUUGAUAGUAUUAAGCACUAACCCAUCCCAUGCCAAUUCCAAGAUUACGAUCCGAAGCACUCAUUUAGUUAAGUUACUUGUAAGGCCGCUGAAGCCACUGACAAGUACAGUAGCAAAGUUGUUUACAAAGUUAUGGCUGUUUUGCAGCUGUGGAUGCAAAUCCAACCCUCCCAUGCAAAUCUUCUGUGUGGAAGCAACUUUUAUACUUUAUAUAGUCAAUGCAGUAAUCAAUUGGAUGCUUUAUUAAUAACCUCAGCUUAGUGACAAGAUGAUAAAACUAGAAUAAAGUCAUUUGGCUUCUAGCAAGCUUAGCUCUGGUCUCUGUGACUGGCUGUUGGAGUAAAAAAAAAAAAAAAGAACUUGGAGAUGUUCCACUGGGGAUGUUUUCCCUGCAAGCCUGAUAGAAAUAAAUGGAAAUUGCUUGGGAGGGAUUCCUGGGUGGUUGUGCCCGUAGUCAUUGAUGACAACUGUGAAUGCCGAUUCUUGACAGAUGAGUCCUUACAUCUUAACUGACCAUGGAGCUGUAUUUGACAGGCUGAAAACAGCUGUGUUCUUGUCUCGGAGUAUAACACUUGCAAUUCGUGUGAUGUAAUUUUUGUUUUAAGGACAAGAUGAGGCAGGGAAAGUGAAAUGGGUUGAAGCCCUUCUUCAAAUGUAAACAGCUCUUCUUCACGUUCUUGCUUCUGACGAGCAAUCUGAAGCGUUUGGAAAAAUGAAGCUUCAACUUCUAGUGUGAAGUUGGUCACUUCUGUAACAAAUGGCAUCUUUCUGCACCAGAAAUACUGCACUGCAGCCCUGUUUAAGAAGUUUCCUACAUGUUUAGAGCACUUUGCUUAUUCCAUGAGUGCAUAGAUGACUGGAAUUUUCAUUAGUUUGCUUAAUUCGUUAAUUUAAAAGCCAAAUAAGUGAUUUAAAUAUAACAGUUUAGAUUUACUUCAUUUGGGUUUUGUUAAAGCAUCACACACUGAAGCAGCUUUAACCUGUAAAGUUUUUUGGGGUAACUUGAGAGAAAAUAUUUAAAAUGGUAUGAAAGAAAGCUAUGCAUUUUACAGAAAGCUCAAGGGUGUAGUCCCAAUGGUACUUUUAGGGAUCUUUAUAUUCAUGUGUAUAUAAAAUAGUUUGCAUAUACAAAAUAUAAUAUAAUCAGUUUGAAUUAAUCUCAGAUGGGGGAGGCUGUGAAACAUAACUUAUGAAAAUAUUGUAUACAGAAAACACAGUCCUCAUUACGUAAAUGAACUUUUGUCAUAUGCAUGAGAAAUGUCUUAUUUGGUGGCUAUGGGUGAAUGGUUGCAAAUUGGUUAGCUCCAUAAUGUUAGAUCGCCACUCUUAACUGCUUAGCAUUAAAUACCACUUUGAUCAA